CCACUAGUGUUGAUCAUGCCAAGCGUCGGGUCCACAUGACGGUUCGCAACUCAGCACAGACAUUACAAUAACAUUGAAUGCACCCCAAUAUCCCUUGCACGUGCUUUCCGCCUGCCGUCGUCUCUGAACUAAUUCCUAUAAUGCCAGUUUCCCGCCAGCUUCCCGGCCGUUUACCGUGUGACGUUCGCCUAGCGCUGCUUGCCGGACACCCGGAUAGGCGACUCGCCCUAGCUCUGCGUCCUCCGCACUCUCCACCCGCCUUUUGAUGCGGAAACCAUCUGCCUGUGGUGUCUGUCGAGCCCGUCGACGCCGCUGCAUCUGGCCCGCGACCGACAGCCAGAGCCCAUCCUGCGAAUACUGUACACUGUACGGCUUACACUGCAUCCAAAAGCCGCCCGAUGGGGGUUGGUACCACCGCCGCCAGCUCCGGCUCCAGGUCUCGGGCAGCAUAGACGCCCAGCUCCCAGCACGUUCCAGCCAAGCACAAAUCGCACACCCAGUGCCCGGUCCGUCCUCGGAACGAGCUGCCACGGUACAGGCAGAUGUCGCUAGCCAAAAUGCCACCGUCAACAUCGAGUCGCUGCCCAUGGCCCUGAGGCUGGACCUGGUCGGCUGCUAUUUUGACUACAUCCACGACCAGUUCCAUUCCAUGUUCCAUCGCCCUAGCUUUGAGGACGACGUUACCAAAAACCAGGUCCCAGGCAUCUUGUUGCUAGCUAUCUUCUCGCUUGCUGCAAGGUUCUCAAACCAUGGCCACCUCGCCGACACGGCCCCUUGCGACAGAGGAGAAAGAUUCCGUGUCGCCUGCGAGGCGCAGCUACGGGUUCGCCAUAUCUCGGUGCUGACGGUCCAAGUUUGCGUCCUUCUUGGGGCAUAUGCCGCUGGACAGGGGGAGAUUGAGGCUGAGAAUGUCUACUACACCCUCGCUGGGCGCAUGGCCUGCACCAUGAAUCUCAUGGACCGCACAGCCUCCAGUCUUGUUGAAAGAGAAACAAACAUACGAGCCUGGUGGAGUCUGUGCAUGAUUGAUGUUUGGUCCUCGACGGCUGUUAAGCUUCCUCGGAUUAUGCCAGCAGCUCCGCAUCUCGACGCUGCCGCCGUCCCUAUGGAUGAGAUUCCGUUCCUGGACUUGGGAGGCAUUGAUGAGAUGUCACCCAGCGGCCGGACGACACUGCUCGAGUCUCCGCUUUUCACACAGAUGGUAAAGUUGAACCGGGUGCUCGCCAACAUCAUAGACUUCAACAAGACGUGCGUUGCCGCCCACCUGGCCGGCCCGGCGCUCGACAGUGGCGUGCAGAAGCUUUCGCUGGAGUUGGAGCAUUGGCUUGUCAGUCUCCCACCAAGCAUGCGCGACACACCCGAGAACCUGGCUUGGUUUGCCGCCCGCGGGCUGGGUCGCAUGUUCGCUGCCGUCUACCUCGGCUAUUACUACUUUAGCCAGCUGCUCUACUUCCAGUUCCUCGGUGGCAGUGCCGAUGAUGUCAGCAGCAGCAGCGGCGGCGGCAACGGCCGCUUGCCGGCGCACGUCGUCUACGCCGAGCGCUGCAAGGACCACGCCGCACGUCUUUGUGAGUUGAUCUACCGCUGUGCGGCUACUGCAGGCGCCGACGUGCGGUAUCCGAUGGUAGCGCACGUUCUUGUCAUCGCGUCUACGGUGCAGAUCCACACACUGCUUUUUGCCGCCAGCGAGCGACCCAUCCGCGAGGCGCGCGCUCGGCUGGAGCACAACUUCCAGAUUAUCCUACUGGACCUCAAGCCAUUCUGGCCCGCUGUCGACGGGGCCAUGAGCCGGCUGCGGGCUUUCCACCAGACCUGUCUGCUUCGCAGCGGGGAUGGCGUCGGCGGCAGCAGCCCCGGCAGCAGCAGCGCCUUUGUCCUCGACCAGUGGCUGCUGCGCUUUCUGGUUGAGUUCGCGGAUCAUAUGGAGGACGAGCCGCGCGAGAUGGACCCGGACUACGAGGCUCUCUGGUCCCUUUCCAAGUGAAGGCGGGAGGACGGCCCUGGCGGUGGUGUGGGCCAGUUUGCGGAGCCGGGUGGGCUGCUUCGGCCCUCGGCGGCACAUCCUGGGUCAUCCGGACACCAGUAGCGGCGGAAAACACUGAGCCCAGGAGCCCCCUCCAUCUCCACCCACUUUUCCGCACGAGCAUACACAGUAGAUAUCACUUAUUCAUAGAAAUUUAGUCAGUGUAGAGAUCAUCCCUGCCGGCCGCUGCCUCGCCCCUUCUCACCGACAUUGACGGGCAUGCA
Messenger RNA from Gaeumannomyces tritici R3-111a-1, 2247 nucleotides. RefSeq lists its product as hypothetical. Gene Ontology annotation, cellular component: nucleus. The transcript is spliced from 4 exons. Gene Ontology annotation, biological process: regulation of DNA-templated transcription; DNA-templated transcription. Gene Ontology annotation, molecular function: DNA-binding transcription factor activity, RNA polymerase II-specific; DNA binding; zinc ion binding. The record is from RefSeq and is a predicted model, not a curated record. Lineage: Eukaryota; Fungi; Ascomycota; Sordariomycetes; Magnaporthales; Magnaporthaceae. The coding region runs from base 266 to 1984 and encodes 572 amino acids.